This is a messenger RNA of Zophobas morio, 3126 nucleotides long. Its product is annotated as probable pre-mRNA-splicing factor ATP-dependent RNA helicase mog-4. Gene Ontology annotation, cellular component: catalytic step 2 spliceosome; intracellular anatomical structure. The record is from RefSeq and is a predicted model, not a curated record. Bases 735 to 3020 code for a protein of 761 amino acids. Gene Ontology annotation, molecular function: helicase activity; ATP binding; RNA binding. Lineage: Eukaryota; Metazoa; Arthropoda; Insecta; Coleoptera; Tenebrionidae. The transcript is spliced from 34 exons.
AUUCAGACACAAUUACCUUUUCAAAUCAAUUAUUUCAAAAACUUCCAGCAAAAGUCCAAUCGAAUAAUUCAGCUGUCGAACACUAUAAAAAGCAGGCAAGACAGGCCGAACAAGAUGCUUUGAAUUUGCGAAAAGCUAAUCAAGUGUUACUAAAUACUGCUCUGACAGAAACUCUUUCUGAUGAAGAAAACUUUUUUUCUACUAAAAGAAAUAAAAAAAGCAUAGAAAAACGGACGAGCAAAAAGAGACACGCGAGGCGCAGAAGUGAUUCGGAAUCUGAUGAUGCUCUGUCUGAAGCGCCGCCACCGCAAGUUAAUUCGCUGGCCGCAUCUAAAGAUGAGUUUGAUAAAUUUGAAGAAGAACGCUUAAAAGAUCUCAAGGAAAGAGACGAAUUUGUUAAUCGCCUAAAAGAAAAAGAAGCAAAAAAAACAAAAAAGUUUAGCAAUAAACAUGAAGAUGCUUUAAUAAAAGUUUCUGAGAAGCAUAAAGUCGAAAAAGAAGAACGAGAAGCCUAUUUAAGAGAGAAACGGAAAGAAGCUCGAAUUUUUUAUGUUCGAGACCGAGCCGCGCUAAAACUUGAAGAACUUCAUGAUGAUAUUGAAGACGAAAAGUUAUUUGAAGGCCAAAAAAUAACUCAUCGAGAAAAGCAUACUUUAGAAGAAAAAAAGAAAAUUUAUGAUAUAGCAAGUGAAUAUAUAAAUCUCGGCAAAAAGCAAAGAGAAGAAAAAUAUGAAAUGCCUGAAUCGUAUGUGGAGUACCGCGACGGAAAGGAAUAUAUCAAUAGAGCAAAGAAGGAAGCUUUACUUAAGCGAAGACAUCAGCCGGCAGCAACUAGUGCUGAUUUUUCAACCAAUGAAUACGUUGAAUGGGAGCAAGCACAACUAAGAAAUGCUCAAUUAAGGUUUGGGAGUAAAGAUGCCGCCGUUUAUAAUAAAGAGGUUGAAGAUGAACUGGAAGAGUAUAUGGACGAUCAGAUUGAGUUUAUAUUAAAAGAAGGAGGUGGGCUUUUAGGAAAUCAGACCGAAACUGAAGAGGAAUAUUUAAUAAGAAAAAAAGAACAGGAACGUCAAACUUUAAAGGAAGUUCGAAAAAGUUUGCCUAUCUACGCUCAUAAAGAUGAACUGGUUUCUUUGAUUGGCAAAUAUCAAGUUCUCAUAGUUGUUGCUGAAACGGGCUCCGGCAAGACCACGCAAAUCCCGCAAUAUCUAUACGAAGCGGGUUACUGUAAAGGCGGGAAGAAGAUUGGCUGCACACAGCCCAGACGCGUGGCCGCCAUGAGCGUUGCCACGCGUGUUGCAGAGGAGCUCGGUUGUAAGGUUGGCUACGAAGUUGGUUACUCUGUAAGAUUUGAAGAUUGUACUACAGAACGGACUUGUAUAAAAUAUAUGACGGACGGGAUGUUGCUUAGAGAAUUUAUGACAGAACCUGACCUUGAAAAUUACAGAGUAAUGAUGAUUGAUGAAGCUCACGAGCGCACACUUCACACUGACAUACUUUUUGGUUUAGUAAAAGACAUUGCCCUAGCGCGUGACGAUCUGAAACUGAUUAUAUCUUCAGCCACUCUCGACGCUGAAAAGUUUUCUGAUUUUUUUAAUAGCGCUCCAAUAUAUAAUAUUCCUGGAAGGAUGUAUAAUGUUGAUAUUUAUUACACAAAAGACCCUGAAGCCGACUAUUUGGAUGCUGUAGUUGUUACUGUUAUGCAGAUUCAUAUUUCCCAGCCUUUAGGCGACAUUCUCGUGUUUUUAACUGGCCAAGAAGACAUCGAGGUUUGCGCUGAGAUUCUUAAUGAGCGCGCCAAAAAAUUUGGCUCGAAAAUUAAAGAAUUGCUUGUUCUUCCGAUUUAUGCCAACUUGCCUUCAGAUUUGCAAGCAAAAAUAUUUGAGCCGACUCCUGAGGAUGCUAGGAAAGUUAUAUUAGCCACUAAUAUUGCAGAAACUUCGCUUACUAUUGAUGGCAUUAUUUACGUGAUCGAUCCUGGCUUUGUCAAGCAGAGCAGCUACGAUUCGACAACAGGAAUGGAGAGUUUGCUUGUCACGCCCAUCUCACAAGCCAGUGCUCAGCAGCGCGCAGGACGAGCUGGUCGUGUAGCCCCUGGGAAAUGCUUUCGUUUAUUCACAAGUUGGGCUUUUAAAAAUGAAAUGGAUGAAAGUGCGAUACCAGAAAUACAAAGAACUAAUCUCGGAAAUGUAGUGCUGUUGCUGAAAAGUUUAGGAAUAAACGAUUUGAAAAACUUUGAUUUUAUGGAUCCGCCCCCAACAAGAACUCUAAUUAAAGCACUGGAACAACUGUACGCAUUGGGCGCAUUGAACGACCGCGGAGAGCUCACUAAAACAGGACGCCGGAUGGCUGAGUUUCCAUUGGAUCCAAUGUUGUCGAAAUCGCUAUUGGCCUCUGAAAAAUAUAAAUGUUCUGAGGAAAUAUUGAGUAUAGUUUCAAUGUUGUGCGUGGGCAAUUCAGUAUUUUUCCGACCAAAAGAUAAAGCUGUGCACGCCGAUUCUGCGCGGCAAAACUUUUUUGGGGAGGGCGGUGACCACCUGACCCUCCUGAAUGUGUGGAAGGAAUAUGAAGAGUCCGGCUUUUCGGUGCCUUGGUGUUUCGAAAACUACGUUCAGCACCGGUCGAUGAGGAGGGCGCGGGACAUACGAGACCAACUACUCGGUCUGCUCGAGCGCGUGGAGAUUGAUCUUUGUUCCACGGCAGACAGCGUGGCUAUCCGGAAGGCCAUCACUUCUGGAUUUUUCUACCACACAGCGAGGCUUUCCAAGUCGGGCGACUACCAAACUAUUAAGCACCCCCAAUCCGUUUCCAUCCAUCCCAGCAGCUGUCUUAUAGAAGAACACCCCAAAUGGGUUCUCUAUCACGAACUUGUGUUUACUACACGUGAAUUUAUGCGAAAUGUUAUUAUAAUUGAAUCAAAUUGGCUUCUAGAAGUGGCUCCUCACUACUAUAAAUCAAAAGAAUUAGACGACCCGCAACAAAGAAAAAUGCCGAAGAAUUUUAAUGUACGAUCGGCGAAAUGAUUCCUUUAUAAAAAAAAGAUUCAAGAUCCAAAUGAGAUUCUUGUUUUUCCGUGAAAAGUAAAAGUUUUACUAUCAACAGUAAAGCGGAAGACUGCAAUGUGUUUCA